AUGGGACGAGGCGAUAGUGACAAUAUCCCGACCAAAGCCAAUUCAGACCAGUUCCGCACCCCCGAUAAACCUGUCUUAUCGAGCAAGCUGAAACGAGCACCAGCACGACUAGGAGUGUCAUCCCUAGGUACCCCAGCCGAAACAUCAACCUCGACUUCCUCUCACUCCACGGCAUCGGCGUCCAGAUCAAGAUCGGGAAAUCCGAAACGAACUCCCACCCUAGACCAGACGACUUUGACACAGAUCGAGUUUGUGAAGAGAUCCCAACCCGACUCUGAUGAAGAUGUGUUUGAUUACAUUGGCAAUUCGGGGCCGGCUGCAACUGAGGUGAUUGAGAUUGGGGAUGAUAAAGAGCUGGAUAAUGCGAACGAUCCACCGUCUGCUUCACGCAUCAAACGUGAGCGCAUCGUCAAGUUUGACUCUGCGCCUUCGAAGCUCAAGAGAACUGGCUCCGGUCAAAUUGAUGUGACGUCAGGGAAAGGGCGCAGAAAGAGCGGUGAUAAGAAGGACAAAGGAGCGCAAAAGGACGACAACACUUUAACUCAGAUGAAAUAUGUGCGGCGAAUUGAUCUUGAGGCUGAUGAGGGUGAUGGGAAGCUGGAAUACGCAUAUAUCACCCCGAAGAAAAGGGACACUGAGCUUCAACCGGCCAAUAUCGGGGAAGUCAGCCACAUCAAGCCACAGCCGACAUACAUAUCUGAACCUUCUAGCGAACACAAGAGGAGAAAAUUAAGUCCAUUUUCAGAGAAAGAAGGGGUUCAUCGAACGGAAGUCAAGCCGGAGACGAAAGUCGAAACUUCUCCUUCGACGCCCCGAAAGCCUAUAAGAACCGAAAUACCCUCGUCACAAUCACCUGAAAGUCCAGGAGUUGCGUUCAUUACAUCCUCACAGUUUCGCAGCGCAACUCGAUCGUCUGAAAAACGACCCCUCAAAAAGUCCAGUCAGCCCUCUUUUAAGGAAUCCCCCUUAUUGUAUGGAAAAGGGAGUGCUCCCGAGACCGUGCAAAAGCCAAUCAUUGACGAAAAGCCGAGACUUCGUACGCAAUUACCUUUACCUAAUAACUCAACGCCUCGACUUUCUUCACCAGCUCGUGAAGGAUCGGCCGGGGCCAUGCGAAAAGCGAACGAAAUGGCCGAGUCUACUGGUGACGCUCCGGCGAUGUCUACUUCAAAACAGCGCUCUUCUCAGCGGACGGUCGUGUAUGAGACAGACGCAGAGACGGAUUAUGACGACUCCGAAGAUGACGCGCCAGUUUCUCCAGACUCACCUAAAGAUAUAGAUGCAGCAGUCUCUCAGGUUGAAACGCAUGUCGAAGAUGAGCUUGAUUUGAUCAAUAUUGAAUCUCAAGAACUCCCACCGCCCCCUGUACCCGAACAAGAAACUGACUCGGGCCCAUUGCAACCCGACUCGAAUUUCCUGUCUGACGCAUCCAUAUGCUACCAGAGAGUUCAUCCCGAUACCCAAUUCCCGCUAGAGCCCGUGCCUACGAUAAACACGCAGAAAAUGGCAGAGCUCUUCCCGGAGGAAUCUAAUGGCUUGCGCACGAUAACUCCACUUCCGUCAUCAUCGCCAACAAAAACUCGCCAGGCGCCUAAUAUUCCAAUGAUGGUGUCUGAAACCCAACUUCCCCAUCAAGAUCAGCCUGAAUCACAGGAUGGGAGUCGAACGCAGACAGAAAUUGUUCCAGAAUCCUCGCCAAUUGCGCGCCAUGAGAACGGCGUUUCCUUGGAGAGGCCUGGCCCGUUGGCGAGAGACGUUGUGAUCCAAGUUGAGUCUUCGCAACCAGUGGACAGGGCCUACAGGCAAACGACUGGUGGACAAGAUUCUCCGCCUCGAAAGAUGCUGUCCAGAAGCCAGAUUCUGACAUCAAGCGUCAUGGAGAGUAUCCCCAUACCCGGAUUUUGGAUGAGUAGUCAGGACAGCGUUGGGGAGCCGUACAGCCAACCGAACCCGUGA
Messenger RNA from Aspergillus mulundensis, 1956 nucleotides. RefSeq lists its product as uncharacterized. The record is from RefSeq and is a predicted model, not a curated record. Bases 1 to 1956 code for a protein of 651 amino acids. NCBI's taxonomy places the organism in Eukaryota, Fungi, Ascomycota, Eurotiomycetes, Eurotiales, Aspergillaceae. The transcript has a single exon.